AUGUCUAAUCGUAACCCUAAGGGAUCCCGGAAGAAGAUUCGCCUCACUCAAGGUUCCUCCAAGCCUGGAGCAUCUCGUCACCGGAACGCUUCUACACCGUCUCUCGCAAAUACGGCCCGCAACAUCAUGUCCAAAUAUGUUGACACUCCCCGCCAGCCAUCUUCGAGCUCUUCGCUGGGCAUAGUAGCGCAUGAAAGGGCCCUAAAGCUCAUGGAUGAGGAUGCGUCUGGCGACUCGUCAUCGGCGGAAUCCGGACCUCUGCCUCCGACUUCAACUAAGCGUGAUGGUCAAGGCCGCUUUGUAAAGAGGAAGGGCAAAGAGAAGGCACCCUCAAAGGUAGAACGUUCGAUAUCCUGUCUGGCAACGAUAUCCCGAGCUCACGAUGAGACGGUGUAUGGCUUCAAGGAUCGCCGCCGUAAAGAUGAGGUACCCGCAAAGCCGUCAAUUAAACCACCCAAACCUUCCAAACCCCCUACUGGCGCUGCAUCCAAGAAGUCCCCAGACUAUCGUGUCGGUCAACUGUUCCUUGUGCCCUAUCCGCCUGACAAGGACGGCGGUAUUGAGGUUCCUGAUUAUCCUGCCCUGCGCGCCUACGGGCUUGCUAAGAGCGCUGACUCUCCAAGUGGUAUCAGGAUUCCAAGCGACAUCGACAGUCAUAGCGGCUACAUGGCCUUCCUACGCGAACACUUCCCCGACUUUGAUAACUGGGCAGAUGAAGAGUGUACGCGGCGCCAAGCAGAUAUCACCAACUCAGUCUUCUUUCUUGCAUUCAAACAGAAGGGCAAGCACGGCAAAUUCCGGAUCGUGAAACCAGCGAAAGGUCAACUUCUACUACAGUCCGAGUAUAGAGCGUGUACUUUUGACGCUACAAAUGAUGUGGGACGUCGCAAGAUCGUGCUCGUCAGUCGCUGGCCUGUUCCUGAUGGUGUUCUCAAUGAAUGGUUUGAAGCGCGCAAUGAGCCUGGAGAUGUGCCCCCUCCCCUUCGCGAUGACAUAUCAUCACCAUCACCAUUGCCACCUCCCAAGCACUCGGGCUAUAAGCGGCGUAGGGCUGCGUCAUCGGUGUCGGCGUCUUCCGAAAGUGACGCAGAUGAGAUAGAGCAGGAUGGUGACGCCAUAGAGGACCACCUUGAUGGUGAUAUGAGCAGUCUGACUGAGGUAGAGGAUGUUGGAAUGAGUGAUGGAGAUGUUGAGGACGUUGAGCGAGACGGAGCUGCCACGCGUUCCCCGUCACCUAUACAGGCCACUCAGCAUACCAACAUACCAAGCACAUCUGCCAGUGCUACUCAUCCACUUGUGGCGAGCAACAGCUCGGCGACCGUUGUUGCUUCGGAUAGUGAACUGGCGCCUGAUCCUAAUCUUAUCUAUGCCAGCAUGCAAAGUCUUUCCAUGGGUGAUGAUGUUCCUGUUGAGGAUGGUAAUGCUGUCACAGGCGGUGUUGAUAUCGACUUUGCACCUAUCGCUACAUCAACGCCAGUAGAUGUUGAUCUCACUGGAGAUACAGACAGCGAUGGAGAUGGCAGUGUGCAAUCUUCAGAAGAGGAUGACCAACGCUACGGUUACUCCCGCGGUGCACGUGGUGGACAUCGCCGCGUCCUUCCAACCCGUCAGCAAGCCCCAUUCCGUCCACGGCCUACCCUUGGCUUAUCUCAAGCUCUCGACCCCUUUGCACAAUGA
Peniophora sp. CBMAI 1063 is the source of this 1677-nucleotide messenger RNA. Lineage: Eukaryota; Fungi; Basidiomycota; Agaricomycetes; Russulales; Peniophoraceae. The record is from the annotation of a GenBank genome assembly.